AUGUCCGACGACUUUAGGGCAUACUACCCAGGCUAUCAAGCGAGCACGAGUCUCCAGAGUGAGAUCUUUGCGGAUUUCAUUGAAACAUUGUACGGCGAAAGAAACGUGUCUAAAGCCUUCGAAACUUAUACCGAUUCCGACAUCAUCGAACAUGACCCUGCCGAUACGCCAGGCCGCGACGCUAUUAUUGCAAGACUAGACGGAAUCAUUCCUUAUGCGAACUACACAAUUCGAUUUUCGAGCUUUGGCGACGAUGUUGGCCUGGUCUACUUGAGAGUUGAAGAUCAGCCAGAGCCGAUUGCACUUGCUGAUGUUUAUCGAAUGAAUGGGACAUGCAUCGUUGAGCAUUGGGAUGUCUCCCAGGCCAGGCCUGCGAAUGCGACAAAUCCACUUGCUAUGUUCUGA
Molecule: messenger RNA, 405 nt
Organism: Penicillium verhagenii
Lineage: Eukaryota; Fungi; Ascomycota; Eurotiomycetes; Eurotiales; Aspergillaceae
Product: nuclear transport factor 2 family protein
Exons: 2
Coding region: 1-405 (134 amino acids)
Source: RefSeq, a predicted model, not a curated record